AUGUGGGCUUUGAAGAAAUUGAAUAUGGAUUGGGAAGAGGCGACCAAGCUAAGGUUGUUUCAACUAAAUGAGAUGAAUGAAUUUCGGUACCAGUCAUACGAGAGUGCAGCACUUUAUAAAGAGAGGAUGAACCAGUAUCAUGACAAGAAAAUCCUGAAGCGAGAAUUCUACAAGGGUGAUCUCGUCUUACUGUUUAACUCUCGCUUGAAGUUGCUACCGGGUAAGUUAAAAUCAAGGUGGACUGGUCCGUUUGAGGUGGUAGGUUUUUCACUCCAUGGGGUGAUCGAACUGAAGUCAGGAGAUAGAACUCGGACAUUUAAGGUGAAUGGGCAGAGGGUGAAGCACUAUCAUGGGAUGGUUGAUGGGGAUAGAAUUGUUGACCGAUACCGGUUGAAGCACCUCGGAACGAAUGCUGACCCGGUGUUUGUUGAUAAGGAGUGA
Lycium ferocissimum is the source of this 441-nucleotide messenger RNA. RefSeq lists its product as uncharacterized. The record is from RefSeq and is a predicted model, not a curated record. NCBI's taxonomy places the organism in Eukaryota, Viridiplantae, Streptophyta, Magnoliopsida, Solanales, Solanaceae. The transcript has a single exon. Bases 1 to 441 code for a protein of 146 amino acids.